CUAAUAGAAAGAUUGAGAGUACAUGUACAGCAAUCAAAUACUCGGGCAACCCAAAUAAUUUAUAGAAAAAUAUAAGAAAAAUAAAAAUAAUUAGUUGUACAAUUAUUUUUCUCCUUAUAUAAAUAUGAAACACAUCACUUUCUUGAAUUCAUUGCACAUCAAAUACUAAGUCUGCCUAGAAAACACUAAAACAGAGCUUUUUCUAUAAAAUGGCUAUUUUUAUUUACUUAAUGUUCUUUCUCAUUUCAACUGCAACUGCUUGUGAAGAGUGUGUUCUAUCAAAGGCAUCAGUUUACUCUAAAGCUUCUAUUCUUUCAUCUGGAGCAUGUGGGUAUGGCUCUUUAGCUCUUAAAUUUAAUGGUGGACAUGUAGCUGCUGGUGUUCCUUCACUUUACAAGGACGGUGUUAAUUGUGGUGCUUGCUUUCAGAUAAGAUGCAAGAACAGUGGAAUUUGUAAUAAAGCAGGAACUAAAGUGAUAAUGACUGAUGUGAAUAAGGGUAACAACAGCACUGAUUUUGUGCUUAGUAGCCGCGCAUUCAGGUCCAUGGCCUUACCUGGCAAGGACCUACAUAUUCUUAAGCUUCCACUAGUUGAUAUUGAAUAUAAAAGGAUACCUUGUGAUUACAAAGGUAAAAACUUGGCAAUUCGAGUGGAAGAGAUCAGUAAAAAUCCAGGUUAUUUGGCUAUAAAAAUUCUUUAUCAAGGUGGUCAAACUGAGAUUGUUGCCAUUGAUGUUGCUGAGGUUGGUUCAGCUAAUUGGACAUUCAUGUCUAGGAAAUAUGGAGCAGUAUGGGAAGCAAGCAGGUUUCCUGGAGCAGGCCCAUUACAGUUUAGAUUUGUCGUAACAGCGGGUUUUGAUGGCAAAAACAUUUGGGCUAAAAAUGUUCUGCCUGCAAAUUGGAAGCCCGGAAUUGUAUAUGAUUCUAAAGUCCAAAUUGAUGAUGUUGCACUACAGGGUUGCAGCCCAUGUUCUGAUACCCACUGGAAUUAAUUUUUCUCUUUUUUUUUCUUUAAAUAUAAAUUUAUCAAUUUUUUGGGCAUGAAUAGGGUAGGAAACUUAUGUUUAAUAACUAUGACAUUAGUCUUCAGUUGUUACUAAGGGGAUAAAAAUCGGGUUUUUGUCUACUUCUAUUUUUCAUUGUUGUAAAUAAUUUUUUUUUGAAUUUGUGUUGAUGUCGAAUUUAGUUAUAUAAGAUUGGGUAAAUGUUGGGACGUCUUUUUUUUGUACACUUUAAGUUGUUACUUGUUAUUAUUAUAUU
This is a messenger RNA of Amaranthus tricolor (Joseph's coat), 1260 nucleotides long. RefSeq names its product expansin-like A2. The record is from RefSeq and is a predicted model, not a curated record. The transcript is spliced from 5 exons. Lineage: Eukaryota; Viridiplantae; Streptophyta; Magnoliopsida; Caryophyllales; Amaranthaceae. Bases 210 to 992 code for a protein of 260 amino acids. Gene Ontology annotation, cellular component: plasmodesma; extracellular region; plant-type cell wall.